Messenger RNA from Andrographis paniculata, 1306 nucleotides. Its product is annotated as prohibitin-1, mitochondrial-like. Bases 170 to 1042 code for a protein of 290 amino acids. The transcript has 6 exons. Gene Ontology annotation, biological process: mitochondrion organization. Lineage: Eukaryota; Viridiplantae; Streptophyta; Magnoliopsida; Lamiales; Acanthaceae. Gene Ontology annotation, cellular component: mitochondrion; membrane. The record is from RefSeq and is a predicted model, not a curated record.
AGUUGGCAUGAAUUUCCUGUGAAUCACUCUCUCCUCACCGUUUCCUUGAUUGCUGCUCGCGAGACAAGGUUUGCAGAUCGAAUUCUCUCCGCCUGUUCCAUAUCCGCAUCAGUUUAAUCUGCAUUUCUUAUCAUUGAAGCGGCCUGCUUCUAGAACAGGAAUAUAGAAAAUGAACUUGAACAAUGUCAAUGUUCCCAAGAUGCCCGGUGGUGGAGCAGCCUCAGCCUUAAUCAAGUUGGGAGUUGUUGCUGGGCUUGGUGUUUAUGGAAUUGCUAACAGUCUAUACAAUGUUGAGGGUGGGCACCGUGCCAUUGUGUUCAAUCGUAUUGUUGGGGUUAAAGAGAAGGUGUAUCCUGAAGGUACACACAUAAUGAUCCCAUGGUUCGAAAGACCAGUCAUUUAUGAUGUCCGAGCUCGACCUCAUCUAGUAGAGAGCACUUCAGGAAGUCGUGAUCUCCAAAUGGUUAAAAUAGGUCUUCGAGUUCUCACUCGUCCGGUGCCUGAUCAGUUGCCCACUAUUUAUAGGACUCUUGGUGAAAACUACAAUGAGAGAGUUCUGCCAUCAAUUAUUCAUGAGACUCUUAAAGCUGUGGUUGCACAGUACAAUGCUAGCCAACUUAUCACCCAGAGAGAGAAUGUCAGUAGGGAAAUUCGUCAAGUGUUGACAAAGAGAGCGGCCAACUUCAACAUUGCGCUGGAUGACGUAUCCAUCACUACCCUGACCUUCGGAAAGGAAUUCACUGCUGCCAUUGAAGCUAAACAGGUCGCUGCACAAGAAGCUGAAAGAGCCAAAUUUGUAGUUGAAAAGGCCGAACAAGAUAAACGAAGUGCCAUCAUUCGAGCACAGGGAGAGGCCAAGAGUGCUCAGCUGAUCGGCCAAGCGAUCGCCAACAACCCGGCCUUUAUCACCCUUCGCAGGAUCGAAGCAUCCCGGGAGAUUUCUCACACCGUUGCUAGUUCGAAUAACAAGGUGUACUUGAACUCCGAUGAACUGCUGCUGAACCUUCACGACCUGAACAAGGAGCCCGCUGCUAAGAAGUAACUGCUCGUCGACAUCGCACUGUGUCUUAUAGUUUUUGGUUUUUUCCAAAAAUUAUGGUCAGCUGUGUUUUCAAGUUACGGUAGGUAUCAUUUGGACAUUACAGCGACUGGAAGAAUUGGAGUAUCUGUUUGUUUGGUAAUUUGAUUCACCCUGAGGUUCUAUAGAGGAGAUGUUCUUCUGCGUUUUGAGGGAAAAUUGCUUUCAUAUUUGCCCAGUAGUAUUUACAUGAAUCUUAUAAAUAAAUGGCAGUGAAACUUGGUGAUC